AUGCAUGAAUUAGCUUGUAAACUGGUAUCGACGAAGAUUUAUUGUUACUCGGGUGGUUACGCUUCCUUGGGAGAUAUUAUUGUGAAACGAGCAUUAAACGAACACCAUUAUAUUGAUCUUCAACAGACCUUGACGCUGGAUGAAACGUCUGCUCGAUGGAUCAGUAUUCCAGACGAUCCCAACUUUAUGAACGAACCUGCUUUAGCGGGUACAGCUACUUCCAUCUCCGACUCUAGCUACAUGGUUGAUGGAGGUUACAAUGAAACUCCCUAUGUCAAAAACAUUUCUCGUUUAUUCGAUACCAAAGCAAACACCUGGUCUUCUAUUUCCAAUGAUGGAAGAAAUCUUUCAAAUAAUGCAAUUUAUAUGGGAACAGCCGUCAAGGUACCUAAUAAAGGAAGAAUAUACUAUUGGGGUGGACUAAGUGGACAAUAUCCAGGCUAUCCAGUCAACACAACCACCGUCUUGUCCAUUACAAGCCCGAUGUUCAAGUGGUCGGUAUGCCCUAGUCAAUUACCCCUUGGUACAUUUACCAGAUUUGGACAUACAGCUACUUUAGACAAUGACGGCGUCAGCAUAUUCUACUUGGGGGGUCGGAUCCGAACAACCGCUACGUUGACAGAUAACUUGAUUCCAUACAAUAUUAUUCCCAUGACAAAGAUUCUUUUGUAUAAUACCGUAGAUGCUACCUGGAUUUCCAAAGAUAGUCCUUCCGCACCCACCAUGUCAAGCCGUUACAUGCAUAGUGCCAACCUUUUGCCUUAUUCUGGAAAGAUUCUAAUAUAUGGAGGUGCGACAGAUGAUGGCAACGAGAAGCAUCCUUCUGCAGUUUCAGACUAUCUUUAUUUGUUUGAUCCAAAAACAUUGGAAUAUACCAGAAUGGAAGAAUAUGAGCAAACGCAGGGUGCAGGACCACGGUUUGGACACUCGGCCAUCUUAUGUAAUGAUACAUUAUUUGUGCUGUUUGGCGUGAAUCAAAAAGGAUUAAUUACAAACGAUGUUUAUUUUUUAAGUUUAUCAGGUUCAGCAACCUGGCUUAAAAGCUACUCGAUGCUGGACACCAAUAAUGGCAGACAGGUGGAAAAAGUGAUGCGAUUUAGUCUUCCCUCUAUUAUCGGGAUUACAAUUGGCUCGGUACUUGUGGUUGGGUUCAUGAUAAUGGCGGCUAUCAUUUACAUGAUGUGCAAGAGCAAGCGACGACAAAAGAAGGAAAAAGAAGAGACAGUGGUGUAUCCGGAAGAAAGAUACUUUGAGUAUCAUCAGGAGGGAGACUCGGCCACAUUACACGAUGAUCCCCAACAGCCUCCGCGUGGAUUUAGUUAUGACCACCUUGUUGUACCCGCUUCGGCAGCUAGUGUGGUACUUUAUAAACCUAAUCAAGUAAAAGAUCAACAACCGCUUACCUUUAUAGAAGGUCAACAACAACAAAGUAGUACUGGCUCAUUUUGUUUACAGUCUACUUCUCCAUCCACCAUCACUCAUUAUCCUCCUCUCGUCAAACCAUCUGUAUAA
This is a messenger RNA of Mucor mucedo, 1512 nucleotides long. RefSeq lists its product as uncharacterized. Gene Ontology annotation, molecular function: protein binding. Lineage: Eukaryota; Fungi; Mucoromycota; Mucoromycetes; Mucorales; Mucoraceae. Bases 1 to 1512 code for a protein of 503 amino acids. The record is from RefSeq and is a predicted model, not a curated record. The transcript is spliced from 8 exons.